AUGCCACCAGUGGUACAUUGCGUCCGCCAUGGGCAGGGCUUUCAUAACGUCGGUGGCGGAUGCUACACUCUUCCCGACCCUCGCUUGACACCCCUUGGUGAAGAACAAAGCAUGGCUUUGGGCAGGACAGCCUUCGCCGACCAGUCAAGAAUAUCUCUUGUUCUGGCUUCUCCGCUUUGCCGAACCCUCCAAUCUGCCCAUUUGCUGUUUCAAUCGGCCCUUACAUCCAGCAGCAAGUGUCAUUCUGAGAUUAUUGCAAUCCCUGAUGCUCAAGAGACCUCGGAUGACGCGUGCGACGUUGGAACCGAUCCAUCAGUUCUCCGCAGAGUGGUGACGGAGAGCAAGUGGCCUGUCGACCUCUCUCUCGUCAAGGACGGCUGGAACGUGAAAGCUCUCGGGACUCGUUACAGCCCAGAAAGUAACGCCAUAGCAUCCCGCGCACGGAACGCCCGCAUUUUUAUCCGAGAGAAGAUUCGCCAAUUUAUCGAACAAGGCGACACAGAGCCCCAAAUUGCGCUUGUGGCACACGGAGGUUUCCUGCACUACUUCACCGAGGAUUGGGAGGACUCAUGGCUGAACCCUGGGACGGGAUGGCGCAACUGCGAAGCUCGGUCGUAUGUAUUCAAGGAGGACGUCAUGAACGAUGCAGAUGUCGAGGCCAGGCUCACGGAGACGAUGGACAGUCGGUUGACGAGAGGAAAGGGAAGUCCUAUGCCGUCUGUGGACGAGCAGGUCGUGCUUUUUGAGCAGGCGAUGGAGAAUUGGGGAAGCCAAGGGCUGCAAAGACCCGACAGAAUCGGACUGGGCCUCAUGACGAGCGCCAUGGCAUGUACAUGA
This is a messenger RNA of Verticillium alfalfae VaMs.102, 837 nucleotides long. Its product is annotated as phosphoglycerate mutase family protein. Lineage: Eukaryota; Fungi; Ascomycota; Sordariomycetes; Glomerellales; Plectosphaerellaceae. Gene Ontology annotation, cellular component: cytoplasm. Gene Ontology annotation, molecular function: phosphatase activity. The coding region runs from base 1 to 837 and encodes 278 amino acids. The transcript has a single exon. The record is from RefSeq and is a predicted model, not a curated record.